GAGAGAGAGAGAGAGAGAGAGAGAGAUAGACAGACAGACAGACACAUAUACACAUCAUCAGCAUCAGUAUGAGUGGAGUAAGUGGCUGUGUCACCCUGUGGCUGCUCUGGAUCACGGCCUUACUAUCGCUGACAGUAUUGGCUGAGGAAUGGGAACCCACGUUUACAAGACUGCCUAACGAACAAGGUCAUACGAGGCCAGUCUCUCUACGGACAUCCUGACCAGGGAGAUGAGGAGGAGAAGUACAGUCUCUACGUGGCGCUCAACUACGACAAGGCAAACUUCAACAACAAACAUGAAGUCGGACUCAAGUCCAUCGGAUUCGAGAAGCUAGGAGAGAUUCUUACUGGAGACGUGUCGUUCAUAGACAAUCCGUACCUGUGUUACAUCGACACGAUAGAAUGGAAGGACAUUGUUGCCGGAUCCGUGACAAUGAUCAACAAUUCCGUCCAUCAGUCAUGCCCGGCGUGUCACCCUGACUGUGAAUUACGCUGCUGGGGACCAGAGCGCAACGAUUGCCAGACACUGACGAAGACGACGUGUGCAGAGCAGUGCAGUAGAGGGCGCUGCUUCGGACCGGACCCUCACGACUGCUGCCACCAAUCGUGUGCGGUGGGAUGCCGAGGUCCGCUCGAUACCGACUGCUUCGCGUGUAAGAUGUUUAACAACAGCGGGACAUGCGUCGACAAGUGUCCAUCACUGGAGAGCUAUGACCUGAGCGAGUUUCAGCUGAAGGACAACCCGGACGGAAAAUACACGUUCGGUUCAACCUGCGUCAACGAAUGUCCGAGUCACCUGCUGAAACAGAAGAGCCACGGCGCAUGCGUAAGGCAGUGCUCGGAGGGAUAUCGCGCAGACGACAACAACUUCUGCGUCGCCUGCGUGGGACCGUGUCCUAAAGCGUGCGAUGGAGGCACAGUUAAUUCGAUGAACAUAGCCUCGUUUGAAGGCUGCACCAUCAUCAAGGGGAAUAUCAACAUACUCGACUCGGCGUUCGUCGAAUACACAGAGUUCAUACAGAACGCCAGCUAUCCUGCCGGCACGAUGAUUGUGACGGUGCCACCGCUGCAUCCGCGGCAGCUGCUGGCGUUCCAGGCCGUACGUGAGAUCACAGGCUAUCUCAAUAUACAGGGAUCACACGUGGACCUACGCAACCUGUCCGCAUUCAGCAACCUAGAGCACAUCAAGGGACGGGAGCUGUACGGUGAUAAGAUAGCAUUGAACAUACAGACGAUCGAGCACCUGGAAUCGCUGGACCUUAAGAAGCUGCGCAGUGUGCAGAACGGUGGCAUCUUCAUCAACGGCAACACGAAGCUAUGCUACGUCGGCACGGUGAACUUUAGCCUCCUCAUCGGCGACACAUCCAAGCAGGAGCUGUCAAUCAAGAACAACAAACCCACCGCCCAGUGCAUGCUGGAUGGUCGCAUGUGUCACCCUGAGUGUUCAUCGGACGGCUGCUGGGGCAGUGAGGACGACGCCUGCCUGAAGUGCGCUCACUACAAGCUAGAACCGGAGGGACUGUGCAUGCACAGCUGUGACGUCCGAACAGGCCUUUAUAAUUCGUCGGAGACCAUCUGUAGUUACUGUCACCCCGAGUGUAGCGGCACGUGUUCCGGUCCGGGUGCGGACAAAUGCGAACAAUGCAAGAACGUCAAAGAUGGCCCCUACUGCCUCGACGAGUGCCCCCUGGUGAAAUAUCUGAACAGCACGUCGGGUGUUUGCAUGCCCUGCGCAGACUGCAAGCUAGGGUGUACGGGCCCGGAGACGUGGCUGGGAGAAGGAGGCUGCAACGCCUGUCACCUUGCCAUUGAGACCACCGGUAGAGAGACGGAGUGGGAGUGUUUGCCGCGGGCGAUGUCACACAGUUGUCCCGCGGGCACCUACUAUACCCUGGUGCGCUACGACCGCCACCUCCUGCUGCAAGAUGACAACACGGAGAUGACGGGGGAUGGGGGAUCUAUUUCAAAAUUUAUAGCAUGUAGGGGUCCCACGUCGCUGGACUGCCUCUCUUGCCGCAACAUGAAGGUUUAUCUUGACGAGGAAGAAUCGCAGGAGGCGGAGGAGGGCGAAGGGAUCGCGCGAUUUAGCUGCACGGCCGGAGUGUCGCCAGACCGGCCGUACGAGACGAGGCGGCCGGAGGAAGGAAACGUGUGCUCAGCACGCCGGUCAACCGGACCCAGUGUGCCUAUCAUCGUCGGCAGCGUGUUGGGGAUCAUCCUCGUCAUCGGUAUCAUCCUCGUCUGCUUCGUCUUACCAGUGUCGCAAGAAAGCGCGCAGUCGGAGGAGGCGACGAUGAAGAUGACAAUACGCAUGACGGCAUCGACGAGCGUGCCGCUGACGCCGACCAACGCCACGCCCAACAUGUCGCGGCUGCAGAUCAUUAAGGAAGCCGACCUCCGUAAGGGAGGAAUCCUUGGCUACGGAGCGUUCGGCACCGUCUACCAGGGCGUGUGGAUACCGGAGAGAGACACGGUGAAGAUACCGGUAGCCAUCAAGGUGCUGCGCGAGGGAACGAGCGCCGACAGCAACAAGGAGAUGAUAGAGGAGGCGCAGGUGAUGGCGAGCGUGGAACACCCGAACCUCGUUCGUCUGCUAGGCAUCUGUCUUGCGGCACAGAUGACCCUCGUGACCCCGCUGAUCCCACUCGGCUGCCUGCUGGUCUAUGUGCGCUCGAACAAGGACAAGAUCGGCUCGAGGCCUCUGCUGAACUGGUGCAUGCAGAUAGCAAAGGGAAUGCAGUAUCUGGAGGAGAGGAGACUUGUACACAGAGACCUAGCUGCCAGAAAUGUGCUGGUGCAAAGUCCUGGUCUAGUGAAGAUCACAGACUUUGGUUUAGCUAAGCUUCUGGACAUCAACGAAGAUGAAUACAAGGCAGCCGGUGGCAAGGUAUAUUAUGCAGAUGUGACUCCGGCUGUGAAGAACGCGAAAGAGCGGCCACAGUUCAAACCCGUACCGGUUGCUGUAGAAAACCCAGAAUACAUGGACUCCGCUACCAAUCAAGAGGAAGCCGAGCGAUUGCGGGCGACAGGUGGCAGCACCAGUUCGGAGGCGUCGGCUGCCGACCACGCCUACUACAACGACUUCGACAGCAUGCAGAAGCGAGACCGGCGCCUGAUCAAACCUCUCACUAAGAACGAGACGUCCGUUCCGUGUCACGAUCCCGUGUUCCGUGUCACGAGCGAUGCGAGACGUUGGAUGCUGGAUUCAGAAAGCAGGCCUUCCUUCAAGGAGCUGGGAGCCGACUUUGCCAAGAUGGCGCGCGACCCGGCACGCUACCUGGUGGUGCAGGGCGACGACCUCAUGCGGCUGCCGUCGUUCACGCCGCAGGACAACCAUGAGUUCAUGCGCGGUCUGAGCGUGAUGGAAGAUGGCGCCACCGGCGGCGGGCAGCGCCGUCUCGUCGACGCAGAAGAGUACCUGCAGCCGACGCCCGCCGCAGCCAUCGCCGCGGCAACGAUGCCUCCUGAGCAGCAGUCUCCGCCCGCGGCGUCACCGCCCACCAGCCCCGAACACGAGCCGUUCGAGUCGCCAAGCAAGAAAAAGCUGCUUGCAACAUACGAGGAGGAGGGGAGGGAACGGGCGGAGUAAGAGUACGCUCACGCUGGAGAAGGCGGUCACCUACGGGCCGCGUGAGAGAGAGGACAGCAUCGCGGGAAGGUACUCCUCCGACCCACUAGAGGCUCGCUUGGGAGAGCAGACAUAGCUGAGGCGCAUCGACGUCCGCCCGGCCACCAGCUUUCGAAC
This is a messenger RNA of Priapulus caudatus, 3744 nucleotides long. Its product is annotated as epidermal growth factor receptor-like. Gene Ontology annotation, biological process: multicellular organism development; positive regulation of kinase activity; cell surface receptor protein tyrosine kinase signaling pathway. Gene Ontology annotation, cellular component: signaling receptor complex; basal plasma membrane. The record is from RefSeq and is a predicted model, not a curated record. Gene Ontology annotation, molecular function: ATP binding; transmembrane receptor protein tyrosine kinase activity. Lineage: Eukaryota; Metazoa; Priapulida; Priapulimorpha; Priapulimorphida; Priapulidae.